Myxocyprinus asiaticus (Chinese sucker) is the source of this 2461-nucleotide messenger RNA. RefSeq names its product taxilin beta a (gene txlnba). The transcript has 10 exons. The coding region runs from base 132 to 2186 and encodes 684 amino acids. NCBI's taxonomy places the organism in Eukaryota, Metazoa, Chordata, Actinopteri, Cypriniformes, Catostomidae. The record is from RefSeq and is a predicted model, not a curated record. Gene Ontology annotation, molecular function: syntaxin binding.
GGCUCUUGUUGUCAGCUGUUGUCUUGAGUCCUGUUAGACCCUCCUCACUCCUCUUUUUCACUCUGCCGAAACUGUGGACUGGCUGUCUUAUUGUCUUCCUUUUCCAUUUGAACUGAACAGUCGCAUGUGCGAUGAUGGAAGGCAGUGACCAGACCUCUGAAAACUCCACUGAACAAGUAAGUGGCACCGAGGAGCAGCCAGCAGACCCCAUGGAGGUCUUCAGCAGGCAGCUAGAAGAUAUAAUCAACACAUAUGGCUCAGCAUCCAGCUUGAUGCAGGAGCAGAUCUCCAUCUUGGAGACAAAUGAGGAGGAGGAAGCAAAAGCUGAUGAAGAGGCUGCUCCCAAAGAAGCUGAAGCCAGCCCAGAGAAGGAGCAGAAAGCUGAUAAAAAACUCCUCAAGGGCCUGGGUAAAGAGGCCACGUCCUUAUUGCAAAGUCUGAACAAGCUCAGCUCACCAGAAGAGAAAGUGGAAAUGGUGUUAAAGAAAUACACAGAGCUGGUGGAGGAACACAGAUCUGAGAAGAAACAGCUGGAGCAGCUUCAGCAGAGACAGGGUCUUUUGGCCAAGCAGAGAGAUCAGCUCCAGUUUGAGAACAGCCGUGCUAUCCUGGCCCGCAGCAAGCUGGAGUUGCUCUGCAGGGAGCUCCAGAGACAUAACAAGACACUAAAGGAGGAGAGUCUGCAAAGGCUGCGGGAGGAUGAGAUGAAGCGGAAGGAGAUCACCACUCAUUUCCAGAGUACGCUGGUGGACAUUCAUGCUCAGAUCGAGCAGCACAGCAGCCGCAACAACAAGCUGUGCCAGGAGAACAGCGAGCUGGCCAGCAAACUCAAGAACAUCAUAGAUCAGUACGAGCGCAGAGAGCAGACCUUAGAGAAGAUAUUCAAGCACCGAGAUCUACAGCAGAAAGUGUCUGAUGCCAAACUGGAAGAAGCCAAGAUGCUACUUAAGGAAGCAGAAGAGAAGCACAAGAGAGAGAAGGAAUAUUUACUUAUUCAGGCCGCAGAGUGGAAACUACAGGCUAAAGAGCUGAAAGAACAGCACACAGUCAUGCAGGCUCAGCUUGUGUUGUACUCCGAGAAGUUUGACGAAUUCCAGGGUACACUGGCAAAAAGCAAUGAGAUUUAUACCAAUUUCAAACAGCAGAUGGAUAAGAUGACAAAGAAGAUGAACAAGCUGGAAAAGGAGUCAAAUACAUGGAAGACACGGUUUGAAAGCUGCAACAAAGCUCUUGUUGAUAUGAUAGAAGAGCGAUCUGAAAAGGCAAAAGAGUUUGAACUCUUCACUUUGAAGAUCGACCGUCUGGAGACUUUAUGCCGAGCCUUGCAGGAUGAGAGAAAAGUUCUGUACAGCAAGAUUAAAGAAAUACGUUUUCCGGAUAAGGCAUCCCCAAAACCUGCCAUGGACAUGCCUCAGGUAGAUGAGCUUCCAGAGCUCGUCCAACCUUCUACACCAGCUACAAACCCAGCCCUGACCGCUGAGAUGGAGAGGUUAUGGGAGGAGCAGACCCGCCUACAGGAGUUUGCAGCCUCCUUGGUCACUCCCAUUACAGAUGACAUUGGGGAAUCAGACAGUGAGGAAGAGGAGGUAUCCGAGUCUGGACAAGAGAUUCCAGCAAUUCCUGAGGUCCCCCAACCUGAGCCCACCAAACAAGCAGAUAAACUGAAAUUCGUACAAGAGGAACCCUAUACCACAGAGGAAAACAAACCACAGGUUGUAGAAGUAAAUGAAGACAAGCCAUUGCCCACAAAUCUUGAACCAGCCAAACCUGAGACAGAAUCCAAACCUCCUCAAGAGCCUCUGCAAUCAGAGAUCAUAGAACAACAGACAGGAAAACAAGAGUCAGCCAAAGAGGAACCAAGCCAGGAAGAAGUGAGAAACGUAGAAGCAGUCAAACAAGAGACAACUGAACAAGAAUCCACUAAGCCAGAGCCUGUCAUAAAAGAAGAGGCAAUACCAGAAGUGGACAAAGCUGAAGCUGUUAAAUCUGAGCUACCUGAAGCAGACUCACCUAAACAAGAGUCCCUCAAAGAGGAUGAUGUUCAAAAAGAGGAAGCUGCUGGGGCACAGACAGCAAAACCUAAAGCCCAAAAAUCUCAAGAGGCCAAACCAAAGGCCAGCAAACCCCAGAUUAAAAAACAAGGUCCUACCAAGAAAGGUUCUGCUAAGGGUGUGAAGAAAAGCUAAGCCAAAUAAUGCAUAGUGCAUUAUCCAAGGUGCACCAUGUGGACUUUUCUUUAUUUGCUAGAUCAGUUUGUUUUAAUGAAGUUUGACGAGUGUUUUGCUGUUAACGAAUUACAUAUAGAAGAUGAUAGACUGGUCAUAUGCCACUUUCCUUUAAGUAAGUUAACUUUAAGAAUGGCCUCUUGGCUAUCUUUGCAUAACUUUCUGAAUGUAGUAUGGACUUUUUCAACUUCCACUUCUUUUCACUGACAUCAAAUAAAGUUUUACUGUUGACAAUC